GAGGGCGGGGGCACGCGCUGGAGUCUUCCGCCAGCCGCGGCCACGCGUCACGUGAGGCGGGCAAGAUGGCGACUCCCACGGACGGCACCGACCUGGAGGCCUCGCUGCUGAGCUUCGAGAAGCUGGACCGCGCUUCCCCGGAUUUGUGGCCCGAGCAGCUGCCCGGUGUUGCUGAGUUCGCCGCCUCCUUCAAAAGUCCUAUUACAAAUUCUCCUCCCAAGUGGAUGGCUGAAUUAGAAAAUGAUGAUAUUGAUAUGUUAAAGGAACUGGGGAGCCUCACCACAGCUAACCUGAUGGAAAAAGUUCGUGGCCUGCAGAACCUGGCUUAUCAGCUGGGCCUGGAUGAAUCUAGAGAAAUGACUCGAGGGAAAUUCCUGAACAUCCUAGAGAAACCCAAAAAGUAGCAGCCACAUCUGGAGCUUGGACAAAAAGAUCCCAUUUUACGUUCUGUGGAUCCAGUUGAACCCCAGAACUUCUAAGAAGUACAAAGCUCUUGCUGUAGACCUUCAGAAGCAAACAGCUCAUUUUGCUUCCACAGCUCAUCUCUUCUCCUGGGAGAGACGUAUUGCACGCACAGGUUACAAGGCCUGCACUUGGUUGCCUUGGAAUUCAGACUUCUUCUGACCAUAAGAUGUCUAACGGGAGGACUUGGCCCUGACAUGCUGUGAUGAAGUUACCUGGUUUAAGCACCUAUUCAAAGAGAAUAGCCACAGUGUCCUUACUCAGUUGUCUGCAGUGGCAGCACCUGUUUGCAGCACACAGCAGAUCUGAUACUGGCCAGUGCAGAUCAUGAAGCAUUGACCCUUCUGUGUGGGUUUUUUUGUUGGUGUUUUUUUUU
Molecule: messenger RNA, 838 nt
Organism: Dryobates pubescens (Downy woodpecker)
Lineage: Eukaryota; Metazoa; Chordata; Aves; Piciformes; Picidae
Gene: LIN52
Product: lin-52 DREAM MuvB core complex component
Exons: 6
Coding region: 66-404 (112 amino acids)
Biological process (GO): regulation of DNA-templated transcription
Cellular component (GO): DRM complex
Source: RefSeq, a predicted model, not a curated record